UUCUUCACAAACCUCUCUGUGUUUCUAUUUAUUGUCAUUUCCCCCAUUUUAUCAGAAAUUGUUGGAGAAAAGCAUACAACAAUUUCUGGGGCUUCCCAUUUCAACCAAAAGAGGAGAGGAGAAAAGCAACCGCACCACCAUGAGCUCCACCACCACCACCGCCGCCGUGCAUGCCGCCUUCCUCCUCUUCCUCCUCAAUGCCGCCUUCAUUCCGGCGGUUUACGCAAAGAACGAAGAACAACCACCCCCUGGCAAAGUCAUCGUACUAACCAACAACCACACCAACUACCUAAGCAUACGUUGCUUCUCGUUCGACAACGAGUUCGACGUGACCCACCUCCGCUCGUGGGGCCAGUACAAAUUCCGGGUGAGGAAGAGAGUUGUGUACCCUUCCUCCACCAUGUUCAACUGCUCAACCAAUAUGGGCACUUUCGUAGCCUUUAAAUAUGACUACGAAUGCUGCAAAGAUAAAUACCAGACCUGCGAUUGGAGAUUCGACGAAGAUGGUGCUUAUAGGUGGGACCCGAAGAUGCUCACUUGGAUUUCGGUUGAUUAUGCUCCGAAUUACGAGUCACUUAACAGAGGUGGUGUCAUCAAAGGGUACUUUGCUAACUAGAACCGAAUUUAUUCGGAAGAAUAAUGGGGUGGUUUAUGUACGUGUUACGAAAUAUGAAUCAUCGUAUGUAGUCUAGUUUUUGUGGCACAGAUCCUAUGUUGGUUCUUGUAUAACUCAGAAUAUAGGAAAUAAUCGGCUUCGAUAUUUCCUCAAGUGAAUAAUUUUCCAAAUUGCAUGCAAAACUCGGAAUAAUGUCAAAAACAACUGAUUGUUGGUAAUUGAAUAAGUAAACAAAACAAAAAAA
Molecule: messenger RNA, 860 nt
Organism: Erythranthe guttata (spotted monkey flower)
Lineage: Eukaryota; Viridiplantae; Streptophyta; Magnoliopsida; Lamiales; Phrymaceae
Source: RefSeq, a predicted model, not a curated record